Messenger RNA from Symphalangus syndactylus (siamang), 4825 nucleotides. It is a transcript of the gene TMEM41B, whose product is annotated as transmembrane protein 41B. The record is from RefSeq and is a predicted model, not a curated record. Lineage: Eukaryota; Metazoa; Chordata; Mammalia; Primates; Hylobatidae. Gene Ontology annotation, biological process: autophagosome assembly. Gene Ontology annotation, cellular component: endoplasmic reticulum membrane.
ACCAAGCACUCUCUGGCGCCUCCAAAUUGAAGACAGCAGCUACGGAACUGAUGUAAUGGGUUGAAUCAGCCUCAGCCGCGAAAUGCCGACUAAUCACAGGCACUUCCGGUAGCCUGGACAAAAGGUUUGAAGUCCCUGGGACCGCACUUCCGGGUAAUUAAGGCUACGCUUUAGACGCCAGGGCCAGCGAGUCGGAGCCGCGUGACUCGGGUGCCGCGACUCCGCAUGCUCCCGCCCCGGCGCCCUCUUUCUCGCGGGCGGGGCGGGGCACUGAAGGGGGCGGUCCAGGACCCUGACUUGUCUCGCGGUUACUGGGCCGGCGCGAGCGCGCGAGGCUCGGGGGCGGCACGGGGCGGGGUUUAGCCUGUGGUGGGAGCUGCCGGUGUUUGCAGGGCGUUGCUGUGCUCGCUGGACUAAGGUCGUCUCGGGUGAGGAGGUCGCGCCGGAAGUGGCUCUGGCUGUGGCACUUCGGCGUAGUAAGGAGCCUGCGACAGAGUUUUGUUGUUUAGGGGGCGCGGCACCGCACCGCUCCCUUCACCUUGCAGCAGCCAUGGCGAAAGGCAGAGUCCCCGAACGAUCGCAGAUGGGUGCUCACCACACGACCCCCGUGGGGGACGGGGCAGCGGGGACGCGGGGUCCCGCAGUGCCUGGCAGCGGAGACCACCAGAAGGAAAAGUCCUGGGCAGAAGCUGGAUCAGCAAGAAUGUCACUCCUUAUAUUGGUGUCCAUUUUCUUAUCUGCAGCUUUUGUUAUGUUUUUGGUAUAUAAAAAUUUUCCUCAGCUUAGUGAAGAAGAAAGAGUGAAUAUGAAGGUUCCCAGAGAUAUGGAUGAUGCCAAGGCUCUAGGAAAAGUUUUAUCCAAAUACAAGGACACCUUUUAUGUUCAAGUACUUGUAGCUUAUUUUGCUACAUAUAUUUUCUUGCAAACAUUCGCUAUUCCAGGCUCUAUAUUUCUCAGUAUACUCUCAGGGUUUCUUUAUCCCUUUCCACUAGCCUUAUUUCUUGUUUGUUUGUGUUCUGGACUUGGUGCCUCUUUCUGUUAUAUGCUUUCCUAUUUAGUUGGGAGACCAGUUGUAUACAAAUACCUAACAGAGAAAGCAGUAAAAUGGUCACAGCAGGUUGAACGUCAUAGAGAACAUCUCAUUAACUACAUUAUAUUUUUGAGAAUAACACCAUUUCUGCCUAAUUGGUUUAUUAAUAUCACAUCUCCUGUGAUAAAUGUGCCAUUGAAAGUUUUUUUUAUUGGUACUUUUCUAGGUGUCGCACCUCCUUCUUUUGUAGCCAUUAAGGCAGGAACAACACUGUAUCAACUUACAACAGCAGGAGAAGCUGUUUCCUGGAACUCAAUAUUUAUUCUGAUGAUCUUGGCUGUUCUUUCUAUUCUGCCAGCCAUCUUCCAAAAAAAACUAAAGCAGAAAUUUGAGUAAAAAUAAUCAUCUGAUUUUUAGUUUUGCUGUCAUUACCAUCUCAGGAUUAACAGGUGCAUCCAUUUAUGUUUUAAAAUCACCUCUUCAGUAAUUAAACAAGGAAUUUGUAAAAUAAAAUUUCCUAUCAGAUAGUUAAAGUAAUACAUUUAAGUGACAAGUGGAGAAGAAGGUAAAAAUGGAAAUUGGUAUACUGUGAAAAGUGCUAUCAAUAGUUAAGGUAGACAUCUUAGACAUCUUAUAAAUUAUUAUACCAAGGGUAGCUGUAGAUAAUAGUAGUGUGGUAGGAAAUUGUUGAUCCAGCUAAUUCAUUUAAUUUAAUUGAAUAUUUUUUAUCUUUAAUAACUAAAAUAGAUAUUUUUAAAUUCUAGAUUUUUUAAAGUAGUGUUGCAGGUUUUGUUAAUGUUAGGCUUUUUUCAGAGCAUAAACUGGAAAACUUAAAAAGAGAUUUACAUUUUUUUCCUCCUUUUUUUUUUUUUUUUUUUUUUUGAGACGCAGUCUAGCUCUGCUGCCCAGGCUGGAGUGCAGUGGCACGAUCUCUGCUGACUGCAAGCUCCACUUCCUGGGUUCACGCCAUUCUCCUGUCUCAGCCUUCCGAGUUGCUGAGACUACAGGCUUCUGCCACCACGCCCGGCUAAUUUUUUUGUGUUUUUAGUAGAGACGGGAUUUCACCGUGUUAGCCAGGAUGGUCUCGAUCUCCUGACCUCGUGAUCCACCUGCCUCGGCCUCCCAAAGUGCUGGGAUUACAGGCGUGAGCCACUGCGCCUGGACCAUUUUUUUCCUCUUUGGAGAUAAUGGAUUUGUUUGGAGAUUGCAUGUUAGUAGAUGACUGAAUAUGGAAAGGAUAUCAAAUUAUCUAUUUUGUUAAUUUUAUUUUUGUUUUUUAUCGUCUAGAUUUUUAUGGAUUAGUCUGAAAUUUAAGGUUCUGGCCAGUCUGUUUUCUUUUAUCUUGUAGUUUUUACAGUAUUUCCACUGUGCAUAUACAAAAUGGGUAUUACAUAACUGUAUCAUAUUUGGUAUUGAUAAUUUUUUUUUUUUUUUUUUUUUAAAAGAUGGAGUCUUGCUGUUGCCCAGGCUGGAGCGCGUGGCAUGAUCUCGGCUCACUACAAACUCCGCCUCCUGGGUACAAGUGAUUCUCCUGGCCCAGACUCCUGAGUAGCUGGGAUUACAGGUGUGUGCCACUACACCCAGCUAAUUUUUGUGUUUUUAGUAGAGACGGGGUUUCACCAUGUUGGCCGGGCUGGUCUUGAACUCCUGACCUCAGGCUAUAUGCCCACUUCCACCUCCCAAAGUGCUGGGAUUACAGGUGUGAGCCACCGUGCCUGGCCUGGUAUUGAUAAUUUAUAUUCAGAUAAUUUGUUACGGCUCUUUAAUAUCCCACAAGGGGCUCUAAAAAGCAAACACUCAAGAGUAUGUAGUUUUUAGACAUUAAGUUAAUUAUUUUAAACAGUGACAGCAAAACACAAGUGAUUAAAUAUAGUUUAUUUAUUCCAGUGACUAAAUUUUAUCUCAUUUAUGGGCCGGGCACGGUGGCUCACGCUUGUAAUCCCAGCACUUUGGGAGGCCGAGGCGGGCGAAUCACGAGGUCAGGAGAUCGAGACCACGGAGAAACCCCGUCUCUACUAAAAAUAUAAAAAAUUAGCCGGGCGUGGUGGCGGGCGCCUGUAGUCCCAGCUACUCGGAGAGGCUGAGGCAGGAGAAUGGCGUGGACCCGGGAGGCGGAGCUUGCAGUGAGCCGAGAUUGCGCCACUGAACUCCAGCCUGGGCGACAGAGCGAGACUCUGUCUCAAAAAAAAAAAAAAAAAAAAAAAUUUAUCUCAUUUAUUAAUCUGGUCAUUAAGGAAUAUAUGUAAUAAUAUGUAAUUAUUCUUUUUAUGCAUGAUACACCUAGAAAAAUGCCUUUUGUUUCUAUUGAUGGCUUUUUUGUUUGGAGCUGCUUUUGAUUACUUAUUGCAGUUUCCCAAUUUAGUCUUUACUUUAUCUAACUCACAAAGUAAAAUUAACUGACCACAUGGCAAAUACUAUAUUUAAAUAGUUCUGGAUAAAUGAAAGUGCUUUUUCCUGCUUGGUUAAUGGGUAAUGCCCCUGAUUCCUUGAUUGUAGGACAUAGCUGAUCUAAAGUACUCUGUCAGUUUUACCUUCACCCAUGACUGUCAUUAUGUUGAAAAGUACUUUAGCUAUGAGAAAUCCUUGUAUGUUUUUAUUAUGAGAGGUAUAGUCAUCCUCAAAGCCUGUUUUUAUUACAUGAUGUGGACUGAUUAUUUUUUCUAUCACAGUAUUAACAGAUGGAUUUUAUUGUAAAUACAAAGAAAAUAUAUUGAUUAUUGUAGUAUUCUUAUGUCACCUGGCCGUUUGUGUGAGAUUAUUUAUUAUUUCUAGCAAGGCUUUCUUCCUUUCUUAUUGCCCAGAGACUGAGUGAUAAAUCUUUUGUUAUUUUUACACAUAAAUUAAACAUAGCCUUUUUGGACAAAUUCACUAAAUAUUAAUGUAUAAAAUGUAAUUGAGUAAAUUUUUUUUUUUUUUUUUUUUUUUUUUUUUUUUUUAGACGGAGUCUUUCUCUGUCUCCCAGGCUGGAGUGCACUGGCACGAUCUCGGCUCACUGCAAGCUCCACCUCUCGGGUUCAUGCCAUUCUCCUGCCUCAGCCUCCUGAGUAGCUGGGAUUACAGGCGCCCGCCACCACGCCCAGCUAAUUUUUUUUUGUAUUUUUAGUAGAGACGGGGUUUCACCGUGUUAGCCAGGAUGGUCUCGAUCUCCUGACCUCGUGAUCCGCCCGCCUCGGCCUCCCAAAGUGCUGGGAUUACAGGCUUGAGCCACCGCGCCCGGCAAUUGAGUAAAUUUUUAUCAGAAUUUUAAAAAUAAAAGACCUUAGACUCAGUAGAACUCAGUAGAAGCUUCACUAUUUACUCCAGCGUGUGUGAAUUGUACUUACUCUAUUCUCAGAGUAUAUUUACUGUCCUUACCAUUGAUUCUUUCCCUUUGCUAUUUUUUUUGUUGUUGUUGUUAAUGGUAGCUGCGACUUUAGGUGGGGUAUAUUUUCUUCUCCUAAGAGAAUAGACAGUUUUUCCAGAUUCAUCAUCAUUGACUGUCAAGAAAGGACCCUUCAGCAGGCUGUACCCUCAAUGCAGUUGAUGGCCUGUCUUCAUGGAUUCACAGACUUGGCCUGAUGCCACAUGUAAAUCAAGCUUUGGCUUGAUAACUACAACCACAAGAAAACAAGCAUCUGUGGUGCGGAGGCAAGCAGGCUUACUAGAAGUUGACAUGCUAAGAAAGUGAAACUGUUCUUUCUUAGUUAAUGGUCUUUCUCUGGAGCUCUGUUACUUUGAAUAUAAUAUUUCCAUGACACUUAGUAAAUGCAAGCUAAAAUGUAAUAAUAAUAAUAAAUUGAAUUGGAGAAACCUAAA